This is a messenger RNA of Aspergillus alliaceus, 1484 nucleotides long. Its product is annotated as gelsolin family protein. The transcript has a single exon. The record is from RefSeq and is a predicted model, not a curated record. Lineage: Eukaryota; Fungi; Ascomycota; Eurotiomycetes; Eurotiales; Aspergillaceae. Gene Ontology annotation, molecular function: actin filament binding. Bases 132 to 1310 code for a protein of 392 amino acids.
CUUGAGAUAUUAAAUAGAAUAAUAAGUAAUAAUUCACCCCGCCAUCGCUUCCGUUGGGGACCCACUUGGAUGCGUCAUUAGCCGCCUAGUCAAUCCUCCCCCGAUUCAAACCACAAACAACGAAUCCCAAGAUGGCGCCUCACCAAGGACUCGUGCACCCCAAGGAAUAUGAUAUCAAAGACAGCAAUGUGGAACUGAUCGGGUCCGAUAUUGAUCAUCGUGUCAAGUACAAUUCCGCUGUCACGGAACCCGCGUGGAACGAUGGCCAGGUGGGCAAGGGGCCGGGCCUGUGGAUCUGGCGGAUUGAAAACUUCGAGGUAGUGCCCUGGCCCAAAACCCGGACGGGCGAGUUCUACGACGGCGACAGCUACAUUGUGCUGCACUCCUACCAGGUCGGCGACGACAGGCUGGGCCACGAUAUCUUUUUCUGGCUGGGAAGCAAGACGAGCCAGGAUGAGGCAGGCACCGCCGCCUACAAGACCGUGGAGCUGGAUGAAUUCCUCCAUGGGGCCGCCACCCAGCAUCGCGAAGUCCAGCAGCAUCCCUCCGACGAAUUUCUGUCGCUCUUCCGCCGCAUCUCUAUCCGGAGUGGAGGCGUAGCGUCGGGAUUCAACCACGUCGAAGAGGAGACGCCCAAGGAGGUGACGACCUUGCUUCGCGUCUUCAAGCACCCGAGCGCCGGUCGCAUCGAUUCAAUUAUCGUGUACGAGGUGGAGCCCACCUGGCAGAGCCUCGACGAACAAGAUGUCUUCGUCCUGGACAAGGGCGAUAAGAUCUGGGUUUGGCAGGGUAAGAGCUGCAGUCCCAUGGAAAAGGCGAAGGCCGCGCAGGUAGUAAACGAUAUGACGCUUGCAAAACACGUCGACGUGGAGGUCUUAUCCCAGCUUGAGCCGCGAUCGAGGAUCAUUGUCGACUUGCUGGGUGGCCGGGGGGUGGAACAAACUACAUUCCAGGCUCCCCGGCCGGGCUCAUUCUCCAAGCGAUCCCAGGAUCCCCAGGCCGAUGCGCGUUCCUCGAAAUUAUUCCGGCUCAGCGAUGCUUCCGGCGCCCUCUCAUUCGACCUGGUCAAGGAUAAUGAGCGAGCUCACCGGUCGGACUUUGACGGAAACGACGUAUUUCUCUACGACGCUGGAAACCGUCUGUGGGUCUGGCAAGGCUUGGGUGCCAGUGAACGGGAGAAGGCGCUGUGGCUGAAGGUCGCCCAGGCGUAUGUUCUCCAGCUUCAAGAUUCCGAGGCCUAUUCGAUCCCGAUCGCCAAGGUUGUGGAAGGCUAUGAGAGUCCAGCAUUCUUAAGAAUGGUCGAGGUGUAGAUAGAGACUGGGAUGUAUAUUCCUUGUAUAGUCAACACAUUAGACAUGCCGGUUGAGAGUAUCCGGCUUACCGAGAAAGAAAGUACAGAUUCCCCGUUUAUGAGUCCAAUUUUGAUAGAGAGCAGUAGGGUAGGGUUCACAAAAGUGGGUGACCACAAGAUGGCUUCACGAUUC